Fusarium keratoplasticum is the source of this 633-nucleotide messenger RNA. RefSeq lists its product as uncharacterized. The coding region runs from base 1 to 633 and encodes 210 amino acids. Gene Ontology annotation, cellular component: mitochondrion. Lineage: Eukaryota; Fungi; Ascomycota; Sordariomycetes; Hypocreales; Nectriaceae. The transcript has 2 exons. The record is from RefSeq and is a predicted model, not a curated record. Gene Ontology annotation, biological process: regulation of lipid metabolic process.
AUGGUCCCUCUCCCUCUCUUCAAGCUCGCGGCUCUGCUUGUGAGGCAUGUUUCCAAGUAUGGCGCGAAUCAAAUAAAAGCUCAGGCUCACGACCACCCCCGAUUCCGGGCCUUUGCGGCCCGAUAUGGCCAACAUAUACAUCAAUUGAAUAUGCGCAUGUCGGUAGCACUACUACGAAACCCAGAAGCGGAGCGACGAGCGAAGGAAAAGGCAGAGGCACCGACAGUCAAGACGGAAGAGCAGCAGAAGCGGGACGACGAGCUCAAACUGAAGCAGAGCACGGAGCCAUCCGCGAGGAAGAUACCAUUCCAGAACAUCUGGCGGCGCAAAUUUCGAGCACUCCCCGAGAAUAAGGCGGUCGACCUGUUCGCAGAUGUCAUUGGAGACGUAUUCAUCUUGUCGGUGGCCAUCGGCCUCAUCGUCUACGAGUCUUGGAAGUCGUCUCAGAAGCCCGAUGCGAACAAGAUGCGGUUAGAGGAACUCGAUCAGAAGCUGGAAGAGCUUAAGAAGAGAGAGGAGGAACUUGAAGAAGCCGAGGAGAAGCAGAGGCAACGGUUCGAGAGCUUGGAGGAGGCGUUGCGUGGACUCAAGGAUCCAAAGACAAAACAGCCGCUGCUCCCAAGCCUACAAUGA